Molecule: messenger RNA, 2717 nt
Organism: Rhinichthys klamathensis goyatoka
Lineage: Eukaryota; Metazoa; Chordata; Actinopteri; Cypriniformes; Leuciscidae
Product: sterile alpha motif domain-containing protein 9-like
Exons: 1
Coding region: 105-2663 (852 amino acids)
Cellular component (GO): cytoplasm
Source: RefSeq, a predicted model, not a curated record
UAAGGACUCGCAGGGAUUCUCUUAACUUAUUAACCAUUUUGAAACACUCCUCACACAAAUAUCCCCAUUCUAAUUGGACAGAAAAAGGAAAAAUAAAACUGAUAAUGAACACCAUUCCUUCAUUCGAUCCCAGCUCCGAACAGAGGGAUGCAACCGCAAUUCCAACUUACCUCAGAGAUUCACUAUCAUGCCUCGACGUUGUGUGGUCUGAUAUGUUUGAGACUGGAGACUCAGCGAUUGACUCUAUGAAGCAUGAGACUGAUUUUCUUAAAGGAGCCCCUCCACAGUGGCAGAGCUUCAGCACACCAGAGAACCCACCAUUUGUAGAAAGGGAUUGCUUUAAAGAUUUAAUUCAGUUAAUUGAGGGGAAAAAAAGGAAAAGAUGUCUGAUCACGGAAGUUUCUUUACCAUACCAGCCUGGCAGUGGAGGCUCAACCCUCGCCAUGCAGGUGCUUUGGCAUUUCCACAAAGACCUCAGAUGUGCCAAAGUGAUCGAGUCUGAUUUAGACGAUAAGAAGCUGCCGAAACAAGUGGUGAACCUUUUUCUCCUGUCUAAUGAACAACACGCAAAACACGAUCAGAAAACCGUGCUGCUUUUGCUAGACACCAAGGAAAACUCAAACAAUGAUCAGCCAAUCAAGAAUUCUCUCUGGGAAAACCUGAUUGAUGAAAUGCGCGAGAGGGACGUCAGUACAGACACUCCAGCUGUGAUCGUUUUACACUGCAGAACUACAAGUGUUCGAGCGACAGGCAAUGUGGAGAUUACAAUGAUGCUCUCUCCAAGAGAGAAAGAGAGGUUUGAUAAAAAAAAACUGGAGCUGAAUGAGAAAUACAAGACAAAGUCAGAGACCUUCCAUGCCUUCAACAUAAUGCAGGGAGGUUUCCGGAAGGAGGACGCUGAGAAACUGAUCACAGCAAAAAUGGUGAAAUAUGUUCAAAAGAAUCCAAAGUCCAAAAGCACAAGACUUCUCAGCUUUUUGGCUUUGAUAAACUCAUACGUCCCAGGCUCACACUUGUCGAAGCUUUUGUGCGAGGAAUUCACUGCACAAACAGACCGUCCCUCCGAUGAGGAAAACGUCCCACUGGAAACGAUAAUGAAGCCUUUCAUGAAUCUCAUAGUCAUAUUCUCAGAAGGAAAACCCAAAACCGACUGCAUACGCAUGGCACAUCCAAUGAUUGCGGAUGCAUGUGUAAAUAUGCUCACCAAGCUCAAACUGACAAGAUUUAACAUCGCUUCUGACUUCUUGCAAAACAUGGUGAAAGGAAAGGAGAGUGACUACAUGCGAAUUUGCAAGAGAAUGUUAACCAUAAGGGUCGACCCAGAAAAAUACAGGUUUUCCAAACUGAUUCUUGACCUCUUGAUUAUGGAUCACAGGGAAUGCAUUUGUUUGUUGGAGCUGGGUUCAGGUUUGUUCAGCAAUGACCCUUUUUAUCCUCAAGCACUUGCACGUUUGUAUUACAUUGAGGUAAAAGAAACAAACAAAUUUGAUGAGGCAGAAAGCUGGGCAAAAAAGGCCAUUAACAGAGCGCCCAAAAAAUCGUAUAUCAUGGAUACACUCGGGCAAGUUCACAAAAGCCACUUGCGGACCAUUCUGAACAAAAACACAUACACACACACAGACACGGUUUUGGACAUCGCAAAGUCUGCCAUCAAAGCGUUUAAAGAGGAAGAAAAAGCAGCUGAAGACGAGUCAGAAGACAACUCCAGUUUCAAUAACAGGGGCUACUUCGGAUGUCUCCAGGUUUGCAAGUACAUUUAUGAUUUAAGUGCGAAAAACCCUCUCGAACAAAAAUACAGUAGAUUCAUCAGUGGUCUCAGAGGUGGCGUUGAGAAGAGAUAUGAUUUCUUUGAAUGGUAUCUGGCAUUCUCAAGACCAAGGAUCAAUAAACAUGACCCGGAGAACAUUCAUGAUGACAUUGAAGAGUGCUACAAGCGAUACUUUGCACAUGAAUCGCAGACUCAUGAAGACACCCUGCAUGAGAAACAAAUGAAGUCUUUUGCAGGACUACUGCAUUUCCCCAAAUCUGAUAUUAGUGUGCUUACACGAAAUCACAGUGCAUUUCAAAAUCCACAAUCUGAUGACGAAACCCAGAACAUUCUCUACGUUUCUGCCAACAUCAUCCUGAGUGUGUUUGAUGAGUCUGAGAAAAUAGAGGAGCUCCAGGCCAGUUUACAGAAACUCUGGCUGAGCAAAGAAGAAGGCAGAGACCCCGAGUUUUACCUCUUGAUUCUUUUGCUCUUUUGGUUUGAUGAAGCGCAGCCAAGAAUCCCAAACCCUCCAGACCUGAUCAAAUGUGUCCGAUAUAUGCGUGAUUCAUAUGAGAAGAACUAUCAGAAAUACCUCCGCGGUCGCUACCUGGUGCCUUUGCUCUUCUUUGGGGAAGGGACUGGUUUGCAGAGACUGGUUCACAGCUCAAAACUACAUCCGGAUGAUUCUCCUGACGGGUUGGAGCUCCUAUUAGAAAAAGGAGAAGUUAAUCGUCUCCAGCGGAUCAGCGGGAAGGUCGAGAAGAAUCAAAAAGUGUUUGCUAUUAGAGACGGGAAACAGAUUCAAGUCACUCCUCACAAACCGGCCAGUGUGUACAAACAAGGCCAGGUGUCUUUCUACCUCGGCUUUAAUAUCAGAGGACCUGUUGCCUUCAACAUCAGAUAUACGCACUGAAGUAAAGUAUCAGAUGCUGUAAGUAAAGCAUGCUUCAUAUUUAAGACUAUUAAA